ACUAGUUAUUCUUGCUGCUACACCAAAAGCAGCAGCGCAGCAGCAGCAGUAGCAGUACUAGGCUGAUGGCAAGGUUUGGUGUAUCGCCUUCGAAAAUCGAGCUUCCUUCAUCACUAGUACUACUUUCUCUACUGCUUGUAGUAGUACAAUUCCUAUGUUAUCUGCAACCAACAUUCUCAGAAGUUAUAUUUGAAGAACGAUUUGAAGAUGGUUGGAAAAGCAGAUGGGUGGUAUCAGACUGGAAAAGAAGAGAGGGAAAAGCAGGCACAUUCAAACACACAGCAGGAAACUGGGCUGCUGAUCCUGAUGAUAAAGGUAUUCAGACCUCUGUUGAUGCAAAGCAUUCAGCAAUAUCAGCAAAAAUACCAGAAUUUAGCAAUAAGAACAGAACAUUAGUCCUUCAGUAUUCCAUCAAACUCGAACAGGAUAUCGAAUGUGGAGGUGGUUAUAUAAAGAUUUUAUCUGGAUUUGUCAAUCAGAAGAAAUUUGGUGGAGAUACUCCUUACAGUUUGAUGUUUGGACCAGAUAUAUGUGGAACAGAUACAAAGAAGCUUCAUCUUAUCUUAUCCUACCAAGGCCAAAACUAUCCUGUAAAGAAGGAAUUGCAAUGUGAAACAGACAAGUUAACACAUUUUUAUACAUUCAUACUUAGACCAGAUGCUACUUACAGUCUUCUUGUUGACAAUCGAGAAAGAGACUCAGGAAGUCUCUAUACAGAUUGGGAUAUCCUUCCUCCCCGAAAGAUCAAAGAUUUCAAAGCUAAAAAGCCUGCUAAUUGGGAAGAAAGAGAAUAUAUUGAUGAUCCUGAUCAUGUCAAACCUAAGGGUUAUGAUUCAAUACCAUCAGAAAUUCCUGACCCAAAUGCCAAACAGCCCUCGAGUUGGGAUGAGGAUGAGGAUGGCUUAUGGAAACCUCCAAGAAUACCAAACCCGGAUUACAGGGGACCGUGGAAGCGAAAGAAAAUUAAGAACCCGAACUACAAGGGGAAGUGGAAGACUCCAUGGAUUGACAAUCCAGAGUUCGAAGAUGAUCCUGAUCUGUAUGUGCUGAAGCCUAUCAAAUAUGUGGGUAUAGAAGUCUGGCAGGUGAAAGCAGGAUCAGUGUUUGACAACAUUUUGAUAUGUGAUGAUCCAGAGUAUGCUAAACAAGUAGUUGAUGAAGUUUUUGCCAAUAGAGAGAUUGAAAAGGAGGCGUUUGAAGAAGCCGAGAAAGUAAGAAAAGCACAAGAAGAAGAGGAAGCACAAAGAGCAAGAGAAGAAGGUGAAAGGAGGAGAAGAGAUAGGGGUUAUGAUCGUCGUUCACGACACAAGGAUCGCCACAGAGACCGUUACAGACGUCAUCAUCACCGCGACUAUCUGGAUGAUGAUGAUCAUGACGAACUUUAAGGGCUCUUCAAGAAUUACUCACAUAGUAUAUCUCUAUCGAUGAGAAUGAGAAUGCAGUUUUGUUCCGACUCCUCGUAGCUGUCGUUCUUCCUGUCAAAGGCAGAUGCAUUAUUUCCAGUUCUAUAGAAACAUUUAUGGAUUUUGAGUAGAAGGAAAGUUUCCUCAUUAUGUAGAGUCAUAGAUACUGCAUAUAGUGUAAGAUCAAAAGAAAUGUAUUUCUGAGUUCAUACGAAAUUGAAAAUCUUAAGAAUCUCAUGAAACUGCAAA
This is a messenger RNA of Spinacia oleracea (spinach), 1652 nucleotides long. Its product is annotated as calreticulin-3. Bases 66 to 1385 code for a protein of 439 amino acids. Gene Ontology annotation, biological process: ERAD pathway; protein folding. NCBI's taxonomy places the organism in Eukaryota, Viridiplantae, Streptophyta, Magnoliopsida, Caryophyllales, Amaranthaceae. The record is from RefSeq and is a predicted model, not a curated record. Gene Ontology annotation, molecular function: calcium ion binding. Gene Ontology annotation, cellular component: endoplasmic reticulum; endoplasmic reticulum membrane. The transcript has 14 exons.